AUGGGGCUCCAGGCUGGGACAAGUUUGCUCCGUGGGGACCUUGUCCUCCUACCCACAGUGGUGGCGAUGCUUCUCCUCUGCGCAAGCGCUGGCCCAGCAGUACCCACUGCCAGCUCCCGGAGUGGGUUCCCCGCUGACUGCAGCCAUCUCCGCAAGACCAGCCCCAGCGGGGUGUACGUCAUCCAGCCGGCAGGGUCUCCCCCACGCGUGGUGUGGUGCGACAUGGACACCGAAGGCAAGGGCUGGACUGUUGUCCAGAGAAACUCUCAUGACACUGAGAUCACAUGGAAGCAAUCCUGGACCACCUACAAGUACGGCUUCGGGAACGUGCAGGGCGAUCACUGGCUGGGCACCGAGUACCUGCACCUGCUGACGCAGCAGGGCACCUACAAGGUCCGCUUCAUCGUGCGGAAUAAAGCCAACGUCACCCAUUACGCCGAGUAUGACAUCUUCAGGGUGGAGAGUGAGGCUAGUGGGUACCCACUGAGGCUGGGCCGGUUUUCUGGUGAUGGGGAUGACUAUCUGACCAGCUAUCACCCCAAGAAGGGGGGCAUACACGACAACAUGAAGUUCAGCACGACCGACAAGGACCAGGACCAGUACAGUGGGAACUGCGCCAACAGCUACGGGGGCUGGUGGUAUGACAGGUGCCAGAACGUCCUGCUCAAUGCCAAAAAACACAUCCUUUGGCCAGGAUUCUGCGAUAAUGGCGACUGCGCAUCCUCCCUCAUCCUGGUCAAACCCACAGACGUGUGCUGA
Messenger RNA from Gymnogyps californianus (California condor), 759 nucleotides. RefSeq names its product fibrinogen-like protein 1-like protein. The transcript has 3 exons. NCBI's taxonomy places the organism in Eukaryota, Metazoa, Chordata, Aves, Accipitriformes, Cathartidae. The record is from RefSeq and is a predicted model, not a curated record. Bases 1 to 759 code for a protein of 252 amino acids.